GUUGUGCUCGCAUUUGGUAAUGUUACAUACACUAACAAAAUUAAUGUCAUACAUAUGAUAUCCUGGAAUUACUCCUGUUAAACAUUACUCCUGAGUGUGUUUUGUCAUGUUAGCAGCUUACAGGAAUGAAAUAAUGAAACGUAUUCAUUGUACUAUCUUUGUGUUGGUGUGAUGGCAAAGAAUGUGAGGCAUGAAGAUUGUGAAAAGCUCAGCGAGUCAGUAAUGUCAGUCUGCGCCUUGCCAGUGUGUGACUUCCCAUCCGUUGUGGCCACAAAGGUGUUGUCUUUACUGACAUGGAGAGACAAGAUGAAUGCUGUAGCCAGUAUCCCACCCUGGGAGGGCCACCUUCAUUCUGCCGGGGCAUGGCCUGCUGUACUAUACCAAACAGAGGCAGAGGCCAAUGUGUACUUUGUGAGGGACAUGAGGACAUGUUUGCUGAUGUGUAUCAAAAGAUAUGGCAGACACAUGAAAUUUAUAUCAAUUAACUAUGCCCAUCAGAUUAACAGGCUGGGGGUGAAAAUCCUGCUGGCCAUAGCAGAGAACUGCAAAAUUCUGCAGGUACUAAAGAUAAGUCAGAAAUGUCCUCUAACUAUGCAAGAGUGUGGCUACACGUGGAGUCAGAGUGCAGUCAGAGCUGUGUGUACAAUAGCAACUGUGUGCAGUCAUCUAAGAGAAAUUAGUUUGGGGCGCCCUAUCAUUGAGUGGACAAUGCCCCCCACCAGUAAUGUGAUUAUCAAAUUAAUACAGUGUGACCUGCAGGGGUUGGUGACAGAAUUAGAGCUGGACAGUAAUUCACUGAUGGAGCAUGAAGGCUAUUUAGAUAUCCUCGCUGGCUUUGUCAACCUUAAGAAGCUGACAGUGAGACGAGACAAGAUUAAUAAUGAUAUUCUGCUGAAGACAAUUUCCAACAAGCUGGAGGAACUGACUCUAUAUCAGGACGAGGAACUUCAUGUGCAGGACAGUCGCCAGUUGGAGGCAGAGUUCUGGCUGAAGGCCGUUCACAUCCGACCCUCACUCCGGGUGGAUUUGGUCCUCCGGUUCAUCGUGGUUAUCAAGGACUCGUUCCCAGCUCACAUGCCCCUGCGAUGUCUGGUUUUGGAUGACUUAGUUAACAUAGUAACCAAAGGUGUUCUUGAUCAUAUUGUGGAAAGUUAUGCACACACAUUAGAACAUUUUGUGUACACUAAUUCAUAUAUAGAAACAUUUGAGACUGGAGAUAAACGCCUACCCUUUGCACUGGUUGACCUGGUCAGAAAAUGUGAACAGUUGCAUUCUCUACAGUAUGGGUUUCCUUUGUCGUCAACAUCACUUUUGCUUAUUGCAAAGGCACGUAAACUUCAGUCACUGUUGGUGCCCACAGUAGAAGUGUCCUAUGAGUUUGAUUGGCCAGUCCGACCAGACUGGACAGAUGAGUUUGUAGAUUGGCUAAGAAACACUGGCAGUUCUGAAACCAAGCUGGAGAGAGCUGUGUCUGAGCUUCUGGGACAGGACUGGAAGCUCUGUGACACUUUUGCAGCCUCAUGGAAUCAAUUUGACUUUUAGAUUUCAGCCAUGAAAUACUCGGGCUCUAUGAAGAGCAUUCACAGUGGUAGAGUAUCAGAGUGAGACUGUCAUUGUGACAUUUGAGCAAUAAAAUCUUAA
Molecule: messenger RNA, 1641 nt
Organism: Liolophura sinensis
Lineage: Eukaryota; Metazoa; Mollusca; Polyplacophora; Chitonida; Chitonidae
Exons: 2
Coding region: 172-1542 (456 amino acids)
Source: RefSeq, a predicted model, not a curated record